UCCACAAAACAUGGGAUCCUUAUCACUCCAAGAACAAACCCUUGUGCAUGACCUCAAGGUCACCAUUCUAAGCUCCACAAAACUCUACCCUUCAGAGAAACAAGAAAGAAGGUCCAUGUUCCUCUCAAACAUAGACCAAGUCCUAGACUUCAACGUUCAUACAGUUCAUUUCUUCAAGAAAAAUACAAAAUUUUCGAUCGAAAAUGUCGUCGAAAAGCUCAAGUUGGCCUUAGAAAAAUUGUUAGUAGCUUAUGAUUUUUUGGCAGGUAGAUUAACUUUUAACAAUGGUGAAGGAAGGUUGGAGAUUGAUUGUAAUGGUGAAGGUGUGAGAUUUAUAGUUGGUUCAAGUGAGCUUUGUCUUGAAGAUCUUGGUGAGCUUGAUUACCCAAAUCCGGCUUUUAAACAACUUGCAGCGGAGCAAGCGUUUGAUGAUUGUGUUGAGGAGAAGUUAGACCAACCUCUCUGUGUUUUUCAGGUGACAUCCUUCAAAUGUGGAGGCUUUGCAAUGGGAGUAUGCAACAACCAUUGCACAUUCGAUGGAAUAAGUUUCCAAACAUUCUUGAUAAACCUCGCCGCCAUCGCCGCCGGCAAGCCUCUCGCCGUGCCGCCAUGCAACGACCGCCAUCUCCUCGCCGCCCGUUCUCCUCCCACCGUCAAAUUCCCCCACCCUGAACUCAUUAAACUCCAACCCUCCUCUAACCCCAACUCUUCCAUGAUCACAUGCACCAACACGAACCUCAAGCUCAAUCACAAGCUCUUCCACUUAACCUCAAAAGACAUAUCUACCCUCAAACAAAAAGCUCAAGGUUGCAAAUACACCAUCACUAGCUUCAAUGUAAUGGCAGCUCAUCUAUGGAGAUGCAAAGCAUUAGUAUCAAAUACAAUGAAGCUCAGUACUGAUGAAACAAGCAUGCUUUUUGCUGUAAAUCUCCGGCCAAGGCUGAAGCCACCUUUGCCACAGUCUUACACUGGCAAUGCAGUGUUAAGUGCUUGGUGUUCAACCACAAACAAAGCAUUGAAAGAAGGGAGUUUUAAAGAAGUGGUUGAAGUGGUGUGUGAAGGAGGAAGGAGAAUGGAUGAUGAGUAUGCAAGGUCAGUGAUAGAUUGGGGGGAGUUGUAUAAAGGGUUUCCAAAAGGAGAUGUGUUUGUGUCUUCAUGGUGGAAAUUAGGGUUUGAGGAAGUGGUUUAUCCAUGGGGGAAGCCUGUUUAUAGUUGCCCUGUGGUUGUGCCAAGCCAGGAUAUUACUGUGGUUUUUCCUGCCAUUGGAGGGGUUGAUGAAGGUGUUAAUGUUUUGGUUGCUCUUCCUUGUGAGCUCAUGGAUCACUAUUCCACUCUCUUUUAUGAGUUCCUUCACUAAAUAUAUAUAUAUGUGUGUGUGUGUGUGUGAAAAGGGUGUUGUAUGAGUGAGUUAUAUUGUGAUGUAACAAAAGGAACCUUUUAUGUGGAAAAGACUUAUAUAUCAAUAUUUAUG
This is a messenger RNA of Dioscorea cayenensis subsp. rotundata (Guinea yam), 1471 nucleotides long. RefSeq names its product omega-hydroxypalmitate O-feruloyl transferase-like. Bases 11 to 1357 code for a protein of 448 amino acids. The record is from RefSeq and is a predicted model, not a curated record. Gene Ontology annotation, molecular function: acyltransferase activity, transferring groups other than amino-acyl groups. NCBI's taxonomy places the organism in Eukaryota, Viridiplantae, Streptophyta, Magnoliopsida, Dioscoreales, Dioscoreaceae. The transcript has 2 exons.